This is a messenger RNA of Penicillium canariense, 1230 nucleotides long. RefSeq lists its product as uncharacterized. The transcript is spliced from 3 exons. Bases 1 to 1230 code for a protein of 409 amino acids. The record is from RefSeq and is a predicted model, not a curated record. Lineage: Eukaryota; Fungi; Ascomycota; Eurotiomycetes; Eurotiales; Aspergillaceae.
AUGUCUUUCCCCCAGGAUUCUCGCCGCCGUCGCGGUGGAGCCGGCACUGGCUUCAGCUCGACAGGCAGGCGGACUGCCAUGGGCUACUGGAUUCCCUUGGCUCUCACUGUGGGAGUCGCGACACUCAGCAUUGCUGCCUGGAUUUGGAGCGAACGUGACGAAGACGACGAAGAUGAUCGCCCCCACGAUGGAGAAGGCGGCCACUAUCCCCCUCCACCCCCUGGAACUGUCGGCAGCGACAUCCCCCUCCUGCCUACGGGUGCUUUGCGCCGAACGCCUAGCCCGCAGCAGCUCUUUGAUGGCGCGAGCCGGAAGGUCAUGGCUGGAGUGACUGCUGCUGGUGCCUAUGUUGGCGGUGCACUCACUUCGAUCCGAGAAGAAAACCGCGGCGACUUUGAAGACCAUACCAGAUGGUCUGAGGAGGCCCAGACUAGGGCUAGCGAGAGAGAUGGACAAACUGCUGCUGCGCCCACUAUGAGCGGUGCGCUACCGAUUCGUGCACCUGGUGCUGGACAGCACUCAUCCGAUAAGAAGAGGAAGAAGACCAUCGCCAUUGUUGUAUCCUCCGUCUCCCCCGCGGACUCUGAUGAAUUUGCUUCGGAACAUGCUUCCAUACUGUCUCACCUUCCUGAACACGUUGACCUAGAAACCUCUCGAAUCUUUGUGUUGAUCUACGCUCCUGAUCUUAAGCAUGCGCUUGGACAAGGUAGCGCAUCUCAUCAGACAACCUCCAUCGCUUCCUCCUACUCAAACAUCGCAACCGAGGAGGCGGCUUCCUCUGGCGAAUUAGCUGGAGACCUGGCCAAUGUGGAACCACACCAAGAGGGCGAUAUUGAUGGCACAGGCCCCUUCUUCAAGACCCUGUACACACAGGGCCAGGCAAUUGUCGAAAAGGAGACUAUGAUCAUGCCGUUUAAUACAGCCACCGGCUAUGUGCACCUUGUACGUCAUCUGUCGCCCGAUCUGGUGUACGUCCAGGAAUCUCUUACUGGUAACGGGGGUGAUGCUGUCCAGCACAUCUCGGGCUGGGUCCGCCAGGUCAUUGUUGUGGUUGGAGAUGAGGGUGGCCGCGGCGGCCUCAUCGACAGUGACGAUGAGUCCGCUCUUGCUGAGAAGGGAGAAAAAUGGUGGCAAAAGGAGGGCACAAUUGGCAUCGGCAAGCGGAUUGACGUGGUAGACGUUCUCCGUGUAGGAGAUGAUUGGCGUCGUCGCGUGCGCGGGUUGGACUAA